AUGCCAGACAAAGAGACUAAGACACUGGACCAGCUCCUCGUCCCCUCCCUUCUCCCCCGCAUCUACACCUUCUGGUUUCAACAUAUCCCCUCGAACGAGCGCCUGCUCCUCCCCUCCCCGGAAGACUGGAUGAAAUGGUUCGUUAAAUCCGACGACUUCGACAGUGCCUGCUCAUCCCAAUUCUCUUCCAUCCUCACCGCCAUCCGCGAGGCCAAUCUCUCCGCAGAGGAGAUCCUGUCUAGAACCAAGCCCUCCACCCCCCAGGACUGGCUAGCCCUCGUCAUCCUCCUCGACCAGCUCCCCCGCAACACCUACCGCGGCGAAUCCUCCCGCAUCGUCUUUGAAUUCUUCGAUCCCCUCGCAAGAACUAUCGCCCUCAAAGCCGGCGAAGCAGGAUCUCCAGCCGGUGGUGGCAAUCCCUUCCGCUAUCGCCAGGGUCAGCGCAUAUGGUUCUACAUGCCGUUCAUCCACUCCGAGGAUCUAGACAUGCAGGAGCUUGCGCGGGUCAAGUACCAGGAGAUGGCGGAGGAUUUCACCCGUCUGCUUGACGGGGAUGCGACGGGGUUAUCAGAUGACGAGGCGGAGUGCCGCCGUAUUCUGUUGGAGAACCGGGCGAGGCUGGAGGAGCAGCUGAAGACCCAUUUCCGCGUGCAUAGGGAGCAUUAUGACCCCAUUGCGCGGUUUGGGCGGUUUCCGCAUCGGAAUGUCGCGUUGGGCAGGGAGACGAGUGACGAGGAGAGGAAGUUUCUGGAGGAGGGGAAGAUGUUUGGGUAG
Messenger RNA from Aspergillus lentulus, 774 nucleotides. Its product is annotated as DUF924 family protein. The record is from RefSeq and is a predicted model, not a curated record. Gene Ontology annotation, molecular function: protein binding. Lineage: Eukaryota; Fungi; Ascomycota; Eurotiomycetes; Eurotiales; Aspergillaceae.